AUGUUGCGGGACAAGGCACCAGGCACGUUCGUCGUGCGCGACUCGAACAGCUUCCCUGGUGCGUUCGGACUCGCACUGAAAGUCGCCACUCCACCACCAGGAGUCGCCCCAGGUGAUGGCACAGAACUCGUUCGACACUUCCUCAUCGAACCGUCACCGAAGGGUGUGAAGCUGAAGGGCUGUAAUAACGAGCCAGUAUUCGGAUCGUUAUCAGCUCUCGUUUAUCAACAUUCGAUAACUCCGCUAGCAUUACCAACAAAGUUGCUACUACCGGAGUAUGAUCCGGCUACGACACCGGAACACGUGUCGGCCACCCAAGCGCUUCUGGAGCAGGGUGCAGCUUGCAAUGUUGCAUACAUUGGAAGUGUGGAUUGUGAAUCGUUGACGGGCAGCGAAUGUGUUCGUCGUGCAGUAGCAAUAACGGUAGAAGAUGCUCAAAGAAAUGUCACACGACCGGUCUCCGUGCAUUUCAAGCCGUCGUCAAUGGAAAACGCCUGCCAUGUAUUCUCCGAAUUCGAGCCUGAACAACCAGCGACGGCCGUCGUGAACUUCAUCAAUAAAGUCCUAUUCGCCAGCAGGCGUUCAUGA
Molecule: messenger RNA, 588 nt
Organism: Cooperia oncophora
Lineage: Eukaryota; Metazoa; Nematoda; Chromadorea; Rhabditida; Trichostrongylidae
Source: the annotation of a GenBank genome assembly